Messenger RNA from Rhizophagus irregularis DAOM 181602=DAOM 197198, 568 nucleotides. RefSeq lists its product as uncharacterized. The record is from RefSeq and is a predicted model, not a curated record. Gene Ontology annotation, cellular component: pICln-Sm protein complex; precatalytic spliceosome; U1 snRNP. Gene Ontology annotation, molecular function: RNA binding. NCBI's taxonomy places the organism in Eukaryota, Fungi, Glomeromycota, Glomeromycetes, Glomerales, Glomeraceae. Gene Ontology annotation, biological process: spliceosomal snRNP assembly; mRNA splicing, via spliceosome.
GGCAAAAAAUCUCACCGUGACAUUAGCUUUCAAUUUUUACAGUUGUUAAUUCCUGGCUAUAGAUCUUCUCAACCGCACUUAAUAUAUAAAUAAACUAAUCAUGGCUACUAAAGUUCAAAAAAUUAUGGUUCAACCCAUAAACUUGAUUUUCAAGUAUCUUCAAAAUAAAACAAGAGUUCAAAUUUGGUUAUAUGAACAAGUAGAUUUGAGGAUCGAAGGGCAAAUUAUUGGGUUUGACGAAUUUAUGAAUCUUGUACUUGACAAUGCUGAAGAAGUGAAUCUCAAGAAAAAAACUCGAAAUGCAUUGGGUCGAAUCUUAUUAAAAGGAGAUAAUAUAACUUUAAUCCAAAGUAUUUGAUCGGAAACAUAGACAAGUUGUAAAAAAGUUCCGAAUGCUAUAAUUCAGUAGUUUUUACUGAAAUAGAAAUAAAAUUAGAAGGAAUAAAAAUGGGUAAAAAAACCAUCUAUAUAAUGUUAGAAACAGGUUUGUUCUGAUGAAAAUAAAGUUUUUCGGUUGUGGUGAGUAUAAUCUUUCAAGCAAUAAAUACACAUUUUCAAUUGUGUUUAG